Arachis stenosperma is the source of this 2525-nucleotide messenger RNA. RefSeq names its product phenylacetaldehyde oxime monooxygenase CYP71AN24-like. Gene Ontology annotation, molecular function: iron ion binding; heme binding; oxidoreductase activity, acting on paired donors, with incorporation or reduction of molecular oxygen. The record is from RefSeq and is a predicted model, not a curated record. The transcript has 2 exons. NCBI's taxonomy places the organism in Eukaryota, Viridiplantae, Streptophyta, Magnoliopsida, Fabales, Fabaceae. Bases 739 to 2310 code for a protein of 523 amino acids.
AUUAACAUUCAUAUCCGAAAAAAGAAAAGAAGAAGAAAAGGGGGAGAGAAGAACCACUGCGACGGAUGCAAGACGACGACGAGACAGUGCAAGACAGUCAUAAUGGUGCAUGGAAAACCGCGCGCGAUGGCAUAAUUCGUGUAGCAAUAGCCGACACCGCAACAAUUUUACGAGAGAGUGGCGCGACAUCAUAGUAACGCUGUCAGAAAAGAGAGGGGCAAAAAUAGUUAAGACAACAACUGCGGCAGUAACGCUCUUAUACACGUGGAUGGGAGAGACAGAGGCAGGAAAGGUAGCGGAAACAGAUGGAUGUGACUGCGCUACCUCUGCACGGAUUGCGGGGAGGGAAGGACAGCUGCUGGAAUUUAGGGUUUAGGGUUUAGAGAUGGCCUUUUGGUCUGUGCCGCACAGUUGUGUUGCUUCCGUCAUUGCCCAAAUUACCUUUUGAAUUAUAUAUGGUUAUCCCAUAAAUUAAGAACAAGCAAUAAUAUAAAUAAAAAUAAAUUUAAAAUGAUGAUUUAGUUUAAUUAUUUUAAAAUUAUAAUCUAAAAUUUGAUAAUAAUUAAUUAAUUAAUUAAGGAUCGAAAUUUUAAAAUUAAUUUUAGUUUUAUUUUUUAUUUUAUUGUUUGCAUUGUUUACUAUAUGCCUUGUUUAUCUAUACUUUCUUGUAUUAUAUAUUUUCGAUAGUUAAAUGUCUUAUUUAUAAGUACUUUUGUUAUAUUGUUAUAGAUAUAUACUAUGGCUCUGUGGAACUUAUCAAAAAACAGAGAGACAAUGGCUUUGAAAGAAUUAACUUGUCCCAGCUUUGAGCUAUGUCUGAUGUUGUUUUCUACGAUUAUUACUAUUAUUGUGUUUAAGCUAAGAACAAGUGUGAAAGUGGAAAGCAAAGGCAUUGUAAAUCUGCCUCCGUCACCAAGAAAGUUAGCGAUAAUUGGGAAUCUUCAUCAGAUAGGCGCAUUGCCAUAUCGGUCCUUCAAAGCCCUCUCAGAGAAGUAUGGUGAUGUCAUGUUGUUACAGUUAGGCCACAUUCCAACUGUGGUGGUUUCAUCAGCACAAGUGGUGGACGAAAUCAUGAAAGCUCACGACUUAGCACUCUCGAACCGAGGCCAAAGCACAGCCACGAAUAUCUUGCUGUAUGGAUCCAAUGAUAUUGGUUUUGGAAACUAUGGAGAAAGGUGGAAGCAGAAAAGAAAAAUAUGCGUGCGUGAACUCUUGAGCCCUAAGAUGGUGCAGUCAGAGUCGAUUCGUUUGGUGAGAGAAGGGGCAGUUGCAGAAUUGCUUGACAAGGUACGCGAAGCUGCAGCAGCAUCAUGCUCAUCACUGAAUUUGAGUGAGUUGCUCGUUGAAGCAGCAAACAACAUCAUUUGUAACUCUGCUCUUGGACAAAAGAACGAUGCAAAAGGUGUUCGUCGCAGAGACAGCGUGAAGGUGUGGGCGAAGAAGGUGAUGUUUCAGGUUGGAGUUGUCACCCUUGGGGAUCACUUUCCUUGGUUGCGUUGGGUGGAUGUUUUGACUGGCCAGGUUCGAGAAUUCAAAGCCACUUUUGCAGCCUUGGAUCCCUUGUUUGAUAAGGUCAUUGCUGAGCACAGGAGUUCCAUGUUCAACAAAGAAGCAGCUGAUGAUGAUCUCAGAGAUUUUGUUGACAUCCUCGUCCAACUUCAAGACCAACAGCAGGCUGCCAAUAACGCCAUCUCCAACAAUGACAUCAAAUCAAUUCUUCUGGACAUGUUUGCAGCGGGAAGUGAGACAACUUCAGUAACAGUAGAAUGGGCAAUGUCAGAACUAAUGAAAAAUCCAAUGGAACUGAAGAAAGUCCAGGAAGAGGUGAGAAGGGUUGUGGGGCACAAAUCAAUUGUGGAAGAGAGCAACGUGAACCAAAUGGAGUACCUAAAAUGUGUGGUGAAAGAGACUCUAAGGUUGCAUCCACCUGCACCGCUCUUGGUUCCGAGAGUGGCAACACGCCACGUGAAACUCUCUGGAUAUGACAUCCCAGCAAAGACAAGAUUGUACGUGAACGUCUGGGCUAUCCAGAGGGAUCCUCGAGUGUGGGACAGCCCGGAAGACUUCAUUCCAGAGAGGCAUCGCCAUAGCCACACUCCAAACUUCAAGUUUAUCCCAUUUGGUUUCGGCAGAAGAGGAUGCCCUGGAAUGAAUUUUGGCCUUGCUUCUGUUGAGUAUAUGCUCGCUAACCUUCUCUAUUACUUCAAUUGGGAAUCUCCACAAGCCAUAGAUAUGGCUGAGACAUUUGGCCUCGUUGCCUCCAAAAGAAUCCCACUUCGUCUUAAGCCUAUUCCAUUCUCAUUCGGAUAACAACAUAAUCAUUUACUUUCCAAGUGAUGUUAGUGAGAUGAGUGCUAAUAAAGUCUUGGAGACUAUAUAUUUACGUACUACUUUGGUAUGUCUCAUCAGUGGCAACUCUUAUGUUUCUUCAGUACUAUUUUCUGUACAAUCAUUUAGAACUCUAAGCAAGCUGAUGUAGCUUCAAGUUUAAUUUACUGAGAUUUUUAUGUGAAUGAGCAACAUAU